AUGACAGGCAUGAUGCAAUGGCAAGUUAACAGGCAGUUCAGAAAGGACUGUGAAGCUGCUAUGGCCAGAAUUCCAAACCCGAAUGUUGUGGUCCAGCAGCUAGACCUCCCUUAUGACCUAGAAGGAUGGAUCCCAAUGGAUUCCCUCCACCAACAAGAGGCAGAAGAGGCAAAGGGGGAAUCAACCCUUUUGCCAACAAUGACAGAAAUAGACCGGGGGCAAACUAGAGGAAUCAUCUGGAGGCUUGUCAAAAACUCAUGGUGGAAACUAGGGCACAGGCAAACUAGAGGAAUCAUCAGAGGAGCUCGGAAGGGCCAAAAAUUCAUUCUAUUCUCCGGGGAUGGGCAGACCUCCUCCAUUGAACACAUAGGCCGCUUCACGGCCCAGUGUGAAGAGGCCGAUUCGGACGCCCAGAGGCUCCGUUUAUUCGUUCACUCUCUGACCGGCGCGGCGUUCUCGUGGUUUAUAAACCUUCCACCGAAUUCGGUGACGGAUUGGUCUGACAUGGAAAGGAUAUUCCACGAACAUUUCUAUCAGACCAAUCGAGAAAUAACGAUCGCCGAGCUGGCAAGGAUGAGCCAGGCGUCAGACGAAUCACCUCGCGACUACCUGCAGCGGUUCAAAACGUGCAGGAACUGGUGCCACACGAACCUACCGGAGAGGGAAUUUGUCAAGAUGGCCGAAGAAGGAUUGGAAUUCGAAUACCGGAAGAAAUUCAAGGGAAUUGAAUUCCAGGACAUGCAUGACUUGAUCAACAAGGUGGACCGAUAUGCAUCCUUGUUGAAAGAAGAGGUGAAAAAGAGAACGGCUUCAAAAGGGACUUACUAUCGGAAUCCCGUUGUCAGCUAUGCCGAAGCAGACGGCCCCACUGAGGCCGAGAGUGACAAAGUUGAGAUGAGCUGUAUCGAAGUCAGCAUAGACAAGCCAUUCGUCUGCAAAGGACUUGUCAAGGCCGACAAUAAUCGCACAAAGAUUCCCGACGCCAAGUUCGCGACUCGAGAAACGAAGGCCUACACUUUUGAUUUGACCAGGGCCGAAGCUAUCUUUGACUUACUGUUGACCAAGAAAAAGGUCAAAUUGUCCUUUGGCCAUAAAAUUCCGAAACCCGAAGAGCUCAAAGGAAAGACGUUUUGCAAAUACCACAGUUCUUGGUCUCACAACACCAACAACUGCGUUGUUCUACGAGACGUCAUCCAUAAGUUGAUAGACGAAAAGAAGCUCCAAUUCCCAGAAAAGACGGCCAUGCAGGUCGACUCCAAGCCAUUCCCUCCACCUGUCAUCAAUAUGGUCAACGCUCAACUCUGGGCCGAAUAUAGGGAAACUGCCAAAGAACAAAAGGAAGGCCGCCGAGCCAUCUCAACCGACUAUGAAGAAUUCGACGGCCAGUACAAUCGUCGGCCAACAAGAAGAGUUGUUUUCGACCGACUAGGGGCACAAAGCCCUAGUACCUCGGCGGGCCACAAAGACGAAGCCGCUCCUAGGCCGGUGAAGACUUUCAAACCACCGGUCGUAUGGGAUGACCGUUGGUAUCAUGCACAACCUGGGGGCAGCACCGAACCGUUGACAAAAACCCAGCUGAGAGGGAUGCAGAGACAAGUUCAGCAGGCCAGGAUACAGACGGCCCAAGUCGAGGGAUUAAAACGCCAAAAUAAGAUGGCGACUGCAGACAAGCCACCAUCCGUGCCAAUCGUUCCCCCUACAGCGAAGGCUGCCAGCAUCAAGCCUCCAAGGACGUGGCGCCCUAGGCAGGACAGUUAUCCCCGCGGAAUGACGGCCGUUUCGGUGGAGCCAAAGGCCGCGGCCCUGGACAAAACGGAUGAGGGUAUCAUCGACGUCUACCAUAGAAGGGACCCCCCUUUUUCGGCCAACAGUUUGUCCUUUCUCAUGGAAUUUCAUAAGGACCACUCGGCCAUCGACCUAUACGGCAUAACCCCUGAGAAUCGUGAAAUUGUGGAGUUGGCUCUUAAAAACGCUGAGGCAAAGAGGCUCCUCAUUACUGGCGGAUCUGACUAG
Prunus armeniaca (apricot) is the source of this 2013-nucleotide messenger RNA. The record is from the annotation of a GenBank genome assembly. NCBI's taxonomy places the organism in Eukaryota, Viridiplantae, Streptophyta, Magnoliopsida, Rosales, Rosaceae.